Parathielavia appendiculata is the source of this 1257-nucleotide messenger RNA. Its product is annotated as glycoside hydrolase family 76 protein. The record is from RefSeq and is a predicted model, not a curated record. The transcript is spliced from 2 exons. Gene Ontology annotation, biological process: carbohydrate metabolic process. Bases 1 to 1077 code for a protein of 358 amino acids. Lineage: Eukaryota; Fungi; Ascomycota; Sordariomycetes; Sordariales; Chaetomiaceae.
AUGGUAUCCCUACGCUUCGGGCGGGCUGGCCGCCCGCGCUGUCCACAUGGCAUCACGCUUGGCCCUCGGGCUGACAGCGCCUCUUACUCUGACAACUCGCUCGCAGCGGCCAAGGCGCUCCAGGGUUGCGUGAACGUGCCCAGCAUCAUCGCCAACACCUUCAGCAACGCGCAGCGGGUCGUGGCCACGGCGCACAAGACGGUCUCCUCUACGGGCCUGACCACGUCCAGCUAUCGCUACCAGCCGACGCCGAGCAAGCGGGGUUUCUCCGAGUUCGUCAACGACUACUACGACGACGAGGGCUGGUGGGCGCUCGCGCUGAUCCGGGCGUGGGACCUGACGCACCAGCACACGUACCUGGAUAUGGCCGAGCGCAUCUUUGCCGACAUGCACAACGGCACCGACGGGACCUGCGGCGGCGGCGUGUGGUGGAGCAAGGAGCGCGCGUACAAGAACGCCAUCGCGAAUGAGCUGUACCUCAGCGUGGCCGCCGGCCUGGCCAACCGCAUCGUGGGCAAGAAGGCGCAGUACACGCAGCUGGCCAAGGCCUCGUGGACGUGGUUCCGCAGUAGCGGCAUGAUCAACGAGCACAACCUCGUCAACGACGGCCUCAUGAUCCACGCCGACGGCAAAUGCGCCAACAACGGCCAGAAUACCUGGUCCUACAACCAAGGGGUUGUGCUGGGCGGGCUGGUCGAGCUGGCUAAGGCGACGGACGAUGCGUCGUACCUGAACCCGGCCGUCGCCAUCGCCAAAGCGGCCCUCGCGCUGCUCAGCGACGGCAACGGCAUCAUCCGGGAGGUGAACGAGUGCGAGCCCGACUGCGGCAGUGACGGCAGCCAGUUCAGGGGCAUCUUCGUGCGCAACCUGCGCUACCUGCACCUGGCGGUGCCACACGAGGCGUUCCGGACCGCGAUUGUCAAGAAUGCCGACUCGAUCUGGGCGCACAACCGCAACGGCAAGAACCAGCUUGGCAUCAAGUGGACGGGUCCGCCGGAACUGGGGGAGGGGCCGAAUGCGUCAACGCACAGCUCGGCUAUGGAUGUGAUUGUUGCUGCGUUGGCUGUCUCGUCGUAGCCAGCACUUGAGGGUGUGGGAGUCGGUGAGAUGGACGACGAAGUGUCGAGUGAGAUGUAAAUGCGGAGAGCGCCAGUGUUCCGCCUCGAUAUCUGAUACCAUUAAACAGUCAGCUUGAAUAGCGAAGCAUUGCCAAAGAUCCUAUCAACCUGUCAGAACCAAUUCAUGUGUUGGGCUCUG